GUUGGUACUGUGAACGCCUAUUUCUGAAAUGUUUACCAGUUCUGAGCAUUACUAAAUAAAGACCUUUUUUUAAAAAAAAGGACUCCUAGACAUGUUGUUGUUGAUGAAGGUACCAGAAAACAGGGUGCUUCAAAGCUCUCCUUUGUUCAUUUGACUUUGUUCACAUGUUUGAUAGUUUUAUUUGAUGGAUUUAAUCAUACUUCUGUAGUCAAAGUGAUCUUUAAUGGAGUGUUCGAAAAGACCUUCAUUUUAUGAGAAAAUUAUGAUCCAUCAUUUUCUGUACUGCUUGUUGAUAUUAGGCAUAUGAGCUUUUAAAGGAAGGUGUAGAUCUUCAAGCUUUUUAUAGAUACUUUCAGUUUAUGUUCUUCACAUAAUUAUUAAGAGAAAGUAAUUGUUUUAUCUAUGAUAAUUGUUGAUGGUGCAAUUGAUUAUUGAAAAUGAUCACUCUGUUAUUGGGGUUUUUACUUUUAGGUAAGAAAGUUGAUGGAAAAUUUGUGAUGGAAAAAGGUCUUCACAUCCUUUCUUUGACUCAGUUAACGGUCCUCCGCCGGACUUGUUGACAGUAAUUUGGAAGCUCCUUACUGGAAACACUUCAUCGCUUGAAUUGUUCAAAUUACUUCUCUCUGCAAAAUUGUUGAAUAUGCUGUUCAUUUCAUGGCUGCUACAUGUGCUUUGAAUAUCAAUCAGACAUGUUCUAUUUAGGAAAGAAAAAAGAGAAGCUUGAACUGCUAAAAAAAGUAGGCAUGAAACGAAGGAGGAAUCAGAGGAAAAAGAGAGUAAACGAUGAUGGUGAAAAAGAAGAAGAAGAAGAAGAAGAAGAAGAAGAAGAAGACAAAGACAGAAUUAGCAGUUUACCAGAUUCCAUUCUUCACGAAAUCCUCUCUUCCAUGGACGACCUCGCCUCCGCAAUUCAGACCUGCGUGCUGUCAAAACGAUGGCGGUUUGUUUGGACUUCCCUCCCCAACCUCCGCUUCGAUUUCGAUCAACUAGAUGAGGUCAGUAUGUCUCGUUUCAAACGCUUUGUCAAUCAGGUAUUGUCUCUCCGAGAUAACAACUCCAAUGUCUACAUAUUCUACUUCUCGUCCGGUUAUCUUGUUGACCCAUGCCUGUUCAAGAAAUGCAUAUCUUACGCAGUUCGCCACAAUGUUCAACAACUCCAUCUCAACGCAUUUGGUUAUUCAGAGCUCGAUGAUUUUCCUCUCUGCUUCUUCAACUAUGCCUCUUUAAAAGAACUUAAAUUGGCCAAUUGUGGCAACAAUAGUAUGCUUCUGGACAAGCCCUUGCGAUUUCCGGCAUUAAAGACUUUGCAUCUUAAUCGUUUCGGACGUGACUCUGCCAAUUUCAUCACUCAGACUGUUGGGAAUUGUCCCAAUUUGGAAACUUUGAUUUUGGAUUGCUUAUACCUUAAUUGUUUUAAUAUCACUGCCCCUAAACUUAGGAAGUUGGAAUUAUGUUACGCUGAAGAUUCUCUUGGACUGUAUUAUGAAUCGGAGAUUGUGAUUUCAGCACCUAGACUGACUUCAUUCAAGUUCGAAGGUCAUGCUUCGCCUGUCUUUUCUCCGGCCAGCUUUCCCUGUUUGGACCAUGUAUAUGUCGAUGUAAUCCCAAUGUUUUAUAGGUUUCAGCUUGCUUCAAUCGUCAAGGAAAGGAUGCCACUCAAUGUGAUCAAUAUGCUUGGACAGCUUCGAGAAGCAAAAUCCGUUACACUGUCCUUGUCGACGCUUAAGGUUCUUGCAAUGGAUCCUGAUUCUCUCAGAAGUCAUCCUUCUCCAUUUCACAAGUUGAAGCAUCUACAGUUGACACAAGGAGGAUCAUCCUCGUCUUUAUCUCUACCGCUAAAUGUGAUUAACUACUUGAGCCAAGGUUUAUCAUGUGACGGAACCUUGGUUAUGAACUUCUUCCCUAGGUGUAAAUGGAAAGCAUUCACAAUGAAAAAUG
Camellia sinensis is the source of this 1938-nucleotide messenger RNA. The record is from RefSeq and is a predicted model, not a curated record. NCBI's taxonomy places the organism in Eukaryota, Viridiplantae, Streptophyta, Magnoliopsida, Ericales, Theaceae.